This is a messenger RNA of Suillus paluster, 348 nucleotides long. RefSeq lists its product as uncharacterized. The coding region runs from base 1 to 348 and encodes 115 amino acids. NCBI's taxonomy places the organism in Eukaryota, Fungi, Basidiomycota, Agaricomycetes, Boletales, Suillaceae. The record is from RefSeq and is a predicted model, not a curated record. The transcript has 2 exons.
AUGUUUUCCAUAUUCGAUCAAUCAGGAAUCUUCAUUGUGGCAUGUUGCCAUCGGGCAAAAUACCCACUUGCCAUCAUCGACAAACUGCUUACGGGCUAUGGCAAGAAUGGGGCAUGCGCAUACAAUAUAGGCUGUGCCUUUAUGAAGACACUAGGUAAUAGUACUAUAGGGCCACAAGCGCAAGACCUUGGAUUUCGUCUGAUGGUUGGGGCCUUUCAUGGCCAUGCCCACAAUCGCAUGUGUCAACUUGACUGGCAUCCAAUGUAUAUUACGGGAACUGGACACAGCGAAGGAGAGGGCUGCGAGCAUAUAUUUUCCACAUCCAAUGCACUUGCGCGUGGUACCUGA